Odobenus rosmarus divergens (Pacific walrus) is the source of this 1623-nucleotide messenger RNA. RefSeq lists its product as uncharacterized. Lineage: Eukaryota; Metazoa; Chordata; Mammalia; Carnivora; Odobenidae. The record is from RefSeq and is a predicted model, not a curated record.
AUGAGGGGCUUUGUGGAUGAUGACUACAAGGUCUUUCCCAAUGAUAAGCAAUUUAUGCCAUCUGCUGUGGUUUUCAUUAAUAUGACCACCUUCAGUCAGGGGCCUCUAAAAGUUUUGAUUGCUCACCCAUGUUUUGUUGCAGAAAUAACUUUGGCUGUCAUCCUGACUCUACUGGGACUUGCCAUUCUGGCUAUUUUAUUAACAAGAUGGACACGGCGCAAGCAAAAUGAAAUUGAUGUCUCAAGAUACAGUUCAGAACAAAGUGCUGGUCUUCUGGACUAUGAGGAUGGUAGAGAUGUUCCCUCUCAGAGAUCUAAAAGAGGAAGAGGAUUCCGGCAUUUGUAUUCAACAGAAAGUGACACUUCAUAUGAUGAACAAGAGGCCAUGCUAAGUGUGGGGUUCGAUGAAGCUCUCACUGAAGGGAGUGACAGAGUGGGCAAAUCAACAAGACAAGAAGAGCCAACACAUGUAGCAGUACCUAUCAUUACUCCAGUACCUGUAGUAAUUGGUCCAGUAGCAGCUGUGGACAGCUCUGGAAAAAUCACACUAUCUCCUAUGGUUAUAUUUCCAGGUUACAUGGAUGCAGAACUUGCAAAAAAAACAGAUUUCAAGGCCAAGAUUCUAAAAAAUGGAGCCACUAUAAAGUCUGAGAGCAGCCAAGAAGAAAACAAGAAAACAUUAAAGAAAGAAAUCAUAGAUUCUGAUGAAUCCUUGACAUCAAGGCAACCAGAGUCAAAAAGCAAAGCAAAAAGCACUGAGUUGGAGAAAGGCAGGAUAGGAAUGGAGGUCAAGGAAACGGAGAGUGACACCAGGAUACUAAAAGAGGAAGACCAAGUAAAGGUGAGUGACUUGGGAAUACCACAAGAACAGGAGGCCCAAGUAGAGAUGAAUGAUACUGGAAUACCACAAGAACAGGAGGACCAAGUAAAGAAGACUGAGUCCGGAAUACCACAGGGACAGGGAUCCCAAGUAAAGAAGAGUGAGUCUGGAAUAAGACAAGGACAGGGAUCUCAAGUAAAGAAGAGUGAGUCUGGAAUAAAACAAGGACAGGGAUCUCAAGUAAAGAAGAGUGAGUCUGGAAUAAAACAAGGACAGGGAUCUCAAGUAAAGAAGAGUGAGUCUGGAAUAAGACAAGGACAGGGAUCUCAAGUAAAGAGUGACACCAGAAUACCAGAAGGACAGGAGUCCCAGGUAGAGAAUAGUGAAGCUGGAAUACCACAAAGACAGGAGUCCCAGGUGGAGAAUAGUGAAGCUGGAAUACCCCAAGGACAGAAGUCCCCAGUAGACAAUAGUGAGUCUGAAUUACCACAAGUUCAAGGGACUCGAGUAAAGAGAGAGAGUUCUGAGGAUCAAGGAAAGCAGGGAGAUGCAAGGAAGAAGACAGAUACAGAAGAAAAUGAUGCUAUGAAGAAAAGUGAUGAAGGAAAGCACGAAGUUAAAGGAAAGAAAAAAUCAGAACUUAAGAGUAAAAAAAAAAGUUCAGUAAGGGCAAAGACAAGUAAGGGAAGAAAGUACAACAAAAAGAUGGAAAGAGUAAGGGCAAAUAAAAUGCAAGCUCAUAAGUCAACUGAUUAUUAUGAUUCCCAUCCUCCAGUUACAAGUCACAACACAGUUAUUGCUUAA